Messenger RNA from Pseudoliparis swirei, 2824 nucleotides. RefSeq names its product prostaglandin G/H synthase 2-like. The transcript is spliced from 10 exons. The record is from RefSeq and is a predicted model, not a curated record. Lineage: Eukaryota; Metazoa; Chordata; Actinopteri; Perciformes; Liparidae. The coding region runs from base 77 to 1894 and encodes 605 amino acids. Gene Ontology annotation, cellular component: neuron projection; cytoplasm. Gene Ontology annotation, biological process: response to oxidative stress; cyclooxygenase pathway. Gene Ontology annotation, molecular function: prostaglandin-endoperoxide synthase activity; heme binding; oxidoreductase activity, acting on single donors with incorporation of molecular oxygen, incorporation of two atoms of oxygen.
CACCGACAGGAAAGGAGAGAAGAAGAAGAGAAGAGGAGGAAGAGAAGAAGAAGAAGAGGAGAAGAAGCGUGUGGAUAUGUCGAGGCUCCCGGUCGUGGUGUUCCUCUCGGCUCUGCUUCUGCUCUGCGAGGGCAACCCGUGCUGCUCGGUGCCGUGUCAGAACCGGGGCGUGUGCACAGCGUUUGGACCUCAGAACUACGAGUGUGACUGCACACGCACGGGUUACCAUGGACACAACUGCACAACGCCUGAAUUCCUCACCUGGGUCAAAAUCUCCCUGAAGCCGACGCCCAACACCGUCCACUACCUGCUGACCCACUUCAAGGGCUUCUGGAGCAUCAUCAGCAGCAUCUCCUUCCUCCGAGACGCCAUCAUGACAUACGUGCUGACGUCUCGAUCCCACCUGAUCGACAGCCCUCCCACCUUCAACGCGGAUUACGGCUACAAGAGCUGGGAGGCCUACUCCAACCUCUCCUACUACACGCGCACCCUCCCCCCCGUGCCGGAGGACUGCCCCACCCCCAUGGGAGCCGUGGGUCACAAGGAGCUGCCCGACGCCAAGCUGCUGGCCCAGAAGCUGCUCCUGAGGAGGGAGUUCAUCCCCGACCCGCAGGGCUCCAGCCUGAUGUUCGCCUUCUUCGCGCAGCACUUCACUCACCAGUUCUUCAAGUCCGACAUGAAGAGAGGACCGGCCUUCACUCUGGCUCAAGGGCACGGGGUGGACCUUAACCACGUGUACGGAGACAACCUGGAGAGACAACACAAGCUCCGCCUCCGAAAGGACGGCAAGCUCAAAUAUCAGAUCCUGGACGGAGAGGUGUACCCGCCGACGGUAAAAGAAGUGGGCGUCGACAUGCACUACCCCCCCCACGUGCCCGACGCCCACCGCUUUGCCGUGGGCCACGAGGCGUUCGGCCUGGUGCCCGGCCUCAUGAUGUACGCCACCUUGUGGCUGCGCGAGCACAACCGGGUGAGCGGCGUGCUGCAGGACGUCCACCCGGACUGGGACGACGAGCGGCUGUUCCAGACCAGCCGGCUGAUUCUGAUCGGCGAGACCAUCAAGAUCGUGAUCGAGGACUACGUGCAGCACCUGAGCGGUUACCACUUCAAGCUGAAGUUCGACCCGGAGCUGCUGUUCAAUCAGCGCUUCCAGUACCAGAACCGCAUCGCGUCUGAGUUCAACACGCUGUACCACUGGCACCCGCUGAUGCCCGACAGCUUCCGCAUCCAGCGGCGCGACUACGGCUACAAGCAGUUUGUCUUCAACACCUCCAUCGUCGCCGAGCACGGCAUCGGGCGCCUCGUGGAGUCCUUCUCCAACCAGAUCGCCGGACAGGUCGCCGGCGGCCGCAACGUGCCCAGGCCGAUCAUGCACGUGGCCGUCAAGUCGAUCGAGAACAGCCGGAGGAUGCGGUACCAGUCGCUGAACGCCUACAGGAAGCGCUUCUCCAUGAAGCCCUACAGCUCCUUCCAGGACCUCACAGGAGAGAAAGAAAUGUCCGCCGUGCUGGAGGAGUUCUACGGCCACGUGGACGCCGUGGAGCUCUACCCGGGCCUGCUGGUGGAGAAGCCCAGGCCCAACGCCAUCUUCGGGGAGACGAUGGUGGAGAUGGGGGCGCCGUACUCCCUGAAGGGCCUGAUGGGGAACCCCAUCUGCUCCCCGGAGUACUGGAGGCCGAGCACCUUCGGCGGCGCCGCCGGCUUCGCCAUCGUCAACGGCGCCUCGCUGCAGAGGCUGGUGUGCGACAACGUGCGGGGGCCCUGUCCCGUGGCGUCCUUCUCCGUGCCCGACGAGAAAGACUCGGGGUCCGUCAUCAACUCCGGCGCGUCCCACUCGGGCGACAGCGACCUCAACCCCACCGUCGUCCUGAAAGAACGAGCCGCCGAGCUCUAGGCACUUUCACUUUUUUUUUUUGAUACGGAUAUUUUUUGUAAAUUUAUAUUUAUCUAUUUAUUUGUUUUAUUUAUUGUCUGCUAUUUAUGACACGGAAUAUUUGUAUAAUGUUAUUACCUUCGCAUUGAAAAUGCGGAAGGUUAUGUUUUGAUCGCCGUGUAUUUAUUUAUUUGUAUGAGUGUUACUCGCAUAACUCAAAAAGUAUUAAACCGAAUCGCAUGAAAUUUGGUGGGAUGAUUGGUUAUUAUCCGGGGACCAUUUGAUUAGAUUUUGGGAUCGAUCGGGUCAAAGGUCAAGGUCAUGAAAAGGUUAAAAUCUUAUUUUUACCAUAGCGCAGUCAAUUUUUAUCCAAUUGGCAUGCAACUAAUGCCAAAAUGUUCAUAAUUCAAUGCCCAAUCUUGUGAUAUGCGAAGGUAUGCGCUCUACCGAGUGCCAGUUUUGUAUAUUUUACUUUGAUUUUUUUUUUUUCAAGAACGAAAAAGGUUAGUUUACAGUUCAUAACGACACGCUGCGUACUUCACAUUCCUGAUAACUGCUCGUCCUCUGAUGUUUACGGUUGUCCCACUGUGUGUGUGUUUGUGUGUGUGUGUGUGUGUGUGUUCUCAGUGAAAUAAAGACUGACCUGGACUCACUUGAUCACGAUGUACCUGAAGCGUGUUGCUCCGGGUGCUUUAAUAAUGUCUUUAAUAACUCAUUGUCAUAGAAUAGAAUAGAAUAGAUCAGUUACAUUCCUCAUCUGAACUCAUGCUCUGUACUGUAUACAUUACAUGUUUGUACGUUGUAGUUGUUGUAAAGUUUUGACGAAUAAAUGCUCCGGGAACACGGAGAUCAUUUCUCAGAAACCAACGUUGUCAUUUUCAUUUUUGUGACUCUUUAAAUAAAUUGUUCACUUUUAUACUUUCUGAGAAAACAACAAUAGAAUCACCAGGA